GGAGCGGAGAGUGGCACUUCCGGCGGGUGACCCUGGUUAGUCCUCUCGUACCGCCAUGGGGCUGCGAGACACCGUUGUUCAUGCCGGGGAGCCCGAGGAGGAAGAGGAGGAGGAGCUGGUGGACCCCCUCACCACGAUCAGGGAGCACUGUGAGCAGACGGAGAAGUGUGUGAAGGCCCGGGAGCGCCUGGAGCUGUGCGAUGCGCGGGUGUCCUCUCGGUCCCACACAGAGGAGCAGUGCACGGAGGAGCUCUUCGACUUUCUGCAUGCUCGGGACCACUGUGUUGCCCACAAACUCUUCAAUAAGCUGAAGUGAAUGCAGGAGUGAUUGUCCAUCUGCUUCUAUAGUCCAUCAGAAGAGCCUUGUCGGUGCACAGUACUGCUUCUGCCUGUUUAUUGCCAAUGUGAAGUACAAACAAAGUGGCUUCCUGGCAGUGACUGAGCACCAGAAUGUCGCUGUGUCUGUUCUCAUUGAAGAUGUGCAGCUACACAAAAACCAUGUGGAUGUUCUGUAAUUUUCCAUAUUAAACAUUUGAAGUUCCUGUGGAAA
Gallus gallus (chicken) is the source of this 550-nucleotide messenger RNA. It is a transcript of the gene UQCRHL, whose product is annotated as ubiquinol-cytochrome c reductase hinge protein like. Gene Ontology annotation, biological process: mitochondrial electron transport, ubiquinol to cytochrome c. The transcript has 4 exons. Bases 56 to 316 code for a protein of 86 amino acids. The record is from RefSeq and is marked validated. NCBI's taxonomy places the organism in Eukaryota, Metazoa, Chordata, Aves, Galliformes, Phasianidae.